AUGUUGUUGCUCUCUCAGAGGACCGCAGGCAGCAGUUCGGACGGAACGGAGGACUCGGAUUUUUCCGCGGAUCUCGAGCACACCGAAGCUUCCGAGCGCGCACACAGGCGGAGCAGCGCGCGGCUGACUCGAGCCUCACUCCGCCUCAGCCAGAGCUCACAAGAAAACAACAGCUCAGUUCGCUGCAGCUCUCCUGCCGCUACGGGUCCCGAGGAAGGCCUAGAGUCGUCGGCUGAGACGGCAGCGGUGGCAGCGGCUGUCUUCUCAUCCGGGCGCAGGAUCACUCGCAGCCAGCAAGGGGCGACAAACAACACAGCCAAGAAAUACCCGUUGCGUCAGAGCCGAUCAUCUGGCUCGGACACUGAAGCUAAUGCAGACACGAAGCCGGGGGCAGACCGAGACGAGACUCCACCCCGCACCCCGACAGGCAACGCCCCGUCCUCAGAGUCAGACAUCGAGAUCUCCAGCCCCAGCAACGACAUCGUUGUGUCUCAAGAGGAGGACGAGAGACUGGCCAAGGAGCUGUCGCUCAAAGAGGCCGCCGCCCACGACCUCUCCCACCGGCCCAAACGACGGCGUUUCCACGAAAGCUACAACUUCAACAUGAAGUGUCCCACACCUGGGUGCAACUCCUUGGGUCAUCUAACAGGAAGACAUGAGAGACAUUUCUCCAUAUCAGGAUGCCCUCUCUACCACAACCUCUCUGCUGAUGAGUGCAAGGGGAAGGCAUCAACACGUGACAAACAGGCCGAGGAGAGGACGCUCUCACAUCGGCAGGACGAGAACAGGCACUCCACAAGAAGCCAGGCCCUGACAGAACGGCAGCUGCGCUACAAGGAGAAGGUGACCGAGCUGCGGAGGAAGAGGAACACCGGCCUCAAUAAGGAGCAGAAGGAAAAGUGCUCGGAACACCGCCAAAGCCACGGGACGAGCCGGGAGCCGCUUCUGGAGAACAUCACCAGCGACUACGACCUCGAGCUGUUCAGGAAAGCGCAGGCACGUGCUUCGGAGGACCUUGAGAAGCUCCGUCUGGCUGGUCAGGUAUCAGAGGGCAGCAACAUGAUAAAAACGAUCGUGUUUGGGCGCUUUGAGCUGGAUACCUGGUACCACUCCCCGUACCCAGAGGAGUAUGCCCGCCUGGGGAGGCUCUAUAUGUGCGAGUUCUGCCUAAAGUACAUGAAAAGCCAGACCAUCCUGCGAAGACACAUGGCCAAGUGUGUCUGGAAGCACCCUCCGGGUGAUGAGAUCUACAGGAAAGGGAACAUAUCCGUAUUUGAGGUGGAUGGAAAGAAGAACAAGAUUUACUGUCAGAACUUGUGCCUGCUGGCGAAACUCUUCCUGGACCACAAGACUCUGUACUAUGACGUGGAGCCAUUUCUCUUCUACGUCAUGACGGAAGCUGAUAACACUGGGUGCCAUCUCGUGGGAUACUUCUCCAAGGAGAAGAACUCGUUCUUGAACUACAACGUGUCUUGUAUCCUCACCAUGCCACAGUACAUGAGGCAGGGCUAUGGCAAGAUGCUCAUAGACUUCAGCUACCUAUUGUCCAAGGUGGAGGAGAAGGUGGGCUCUCCUGAGCGCCCCCUGUCUGACCUAGGACUCAUCAGCUACAGAAGUUACUGGAAAGAUGUGCUGCUACGUUACCUGAACAACUUUCAGGGCAAGGAGAUCUCAAUCAAAGAAAUUAGUCAGGAGACAGCAGUUAAUCCAGUGGAUAUUGUCAGCACACUUCAAUCCCUCCAAAUGCUCAAAUACUGGAAAGGAAAGCAUCUGGUUUUAAAAAGACAGGACCUUAUUGAUGACUGGAAGGCCAAGGAGACCAAGCGGGGUAACGGCAAGGCCAUUGACCCCACAGCCUUAAAAUGGACCCCGCCUAAAGGGACAUAA
This is a messenger RNA of Menidia menidia (Atlantic silverside), 1887 nucleotides long. The record is from the annotation of a GenBank genome assembly. NCBI's taxonomy places the organism in Eukaryota, Metazoa, Chordata, Actinopteri, Atheriniformes, Atherinopsidae.